GCCGCCGCCGCCGCCAUGCUGCCCGCCGCACUGCUCCGCCGCCCCGGCCUGGGCCGCCUUGUGCGCCAGGCUCGCGCUUACGCCGAGGCCGCCGCCGCCCCGGCCCCCGCUGCCGGCCCCGGCCAGAUGUCCUUCACCUUCGCCUCCCCCACGCAGGUGUUCUUCAACAAUGCCAACGUCCGGCAGGUGGAUGUGCCCACGCUGACUGGAGCCUUUGGCAUCCUGGCAGCCCAUGUGCCUACUCUGCAGGUCCUCCGUCCCGGGAUGGUCGUGGUGCACGCAGAGGAUGGCACCACCUCCAAGUACUUUGUGAGCAGUGGCUCUGUCACGGUGAAUGCCGACUCCUCAGUGCAGUUACUGGCCGAAGAGGCAGUGACGCUGGACAUGCUGGACCUUGGGGCAGCCAAGGCGAACUUGGAGAAGGCGCAGGCGGAGCUGUCGGGGGCAGCGGACGAGGCAGCAAGGGCAGAGAUCCAGAUCCGCAUCGAGGCCAAUGAGGCCCUGGUGAAGGCCCUGGAGUAGGUUGUCGAGCCUGCCGCUGGGACCUCUGUGCUCCGGAGCCACCUCCACAGGCAACCUGCUUUCAACCCACGCCCUCAUUAAAGACCAAGAAGCCUGA
Microcebus murinus (gray mouse lemur) is the source of this 619-nucleotide messenger RNA. It is a transcript of the gene ATP5F1D, whose product is annotated as ATP synthase F1 subunit delta. Gene Ontology annotation, biological process: proton motive force-driven ATP synthesis. NCBI's taxonomy places the organism in Eukaryota, Metazoa, Chordata, Mammalia, Primates, Cheirogaleidae. Gene Ontology annotation, molecular function: proton-transporting ATP synthase activity, rotational mechanism. The record is from RefSeq and is a predicted model, not a curated record.